GCACCGACCAGAGUAGCAAUAUCUUGGGGCGCAGCAAAAUGUUCCUGAAUAUUGCGGACACUGAGUCAUUCGUUGAGAUGCCUCAUGAUCUCUUCGCCGACGAUGGCUUGACUGCGUAGCAGGCCUGAACUUCUCCGCUAUUUGAGUUACGUCUUGUAUUACGGCAGCGGUCACUCCUUGCAACUUUGUGCUUCUUUCACGCCGUAUUGGGCAGAUCGUCAUCAAUGCGCUUCGCACUAUUCCCACAGGCUCCGAGUUGUUUUUGCAUUGCUACUGUGCACCGUAUGAAGCUCCUACCCUUCAUUAUUCAUAUGUCCUUUACUUCUCACCAAGGUCAAUACGUCUUCAUGCCCCCUACCCCAGUGAAGGGGUACCUUGCUCAGAUCAAUAACUGGGCCAAGAGCCCAAUGCUUCAUUGGAGCAUUGAGAAAAUAGGUGGAACUCAGCAUGCCCCCAUAUUCUCUGCAACUCCAAUAUAUAACAAUGAGUAUUUGGUCAUGUAUGCAUGUACAGGAUCAUCAAGAAAGAAAGCAAAACAGAAAUCUGAGGAAGCCAUGCUUGAGGAUGGUCAGCCUAUUAGAUGGACUCUCAGAUGGCAAAUAGAGGAAUUGGAGAAUGGAAAUUCCCAUCCCAUAUACUGUGCAAUCCCUAUAGUCAAUGGAGAUAUUCUCAUGGAUUAUGCCAAUGAGGGACACUCAAAGAAGGCUGCUCAGGAGGCUGCAGCUAAAGCUAUGGCCUUAAGUGGUCACUGUUGAAUGAAGACCCUAUUAGGGUCUUACCUUUUCCAUCCACCACCCCACUUAUGUAACUCUGUAUGAUUUCUUUCAAUGCAGGUUUGAUUUGUAAAUGUGCCAUAUCCUUGAAUUGCAGAAGAAAAACAUAGCCUUAUAGACCACACAUGCCCUUGAGUAGAAGUGUAAUUAUCAAAUUGAGCAGCCUGAGUAAAGGAAGCUCAUUACACUUUCCAGCCAUGUUACAAUAAUUUCACAACUUA
Somion occarium is the source of this 994-nucleotide messenger RNA. The record is from the annotation of a GenBank genome assembly. Lineage: Eukaryota; Fungi; Basidiomycota; Agaricomycetes; Polyporales; Cerrenaceae.